Molecule: messenger RNA, 562 nt
Organism: Gossypium arboreum
Lineage: Eukaryota; Viridiplantae; Streptophyta; Magnoliopsida; Malvales; Malvaceae
Product: agamous-like MADS-box protein AGL18
Exons: 6
Coding region: 26-562 (178 amino acids)
Biological process (GO): regulation of DNA-templated transcription
Cellular component (GO): nucleus
Molecular function (GO): DNA-binding transcription factor activity
Source: RefSeq, a predicted model, not a curated record
GUUGCAAGGAAUUGAGGUGAACACCAUGAAAGAGGAGUAUUUAAGGCUACACACAGCAUACAUGAGGCUUAAUGGAAAAGAACUAGAUGAUUUGAGUUUCAAAGAAUUAAAACAGCUGGAAAAUCAAUUAAACGAAGGGAUAGCAUCAGUUAAGCAACAAAAGGAGAAAAUUCUAAUGGAGCAGCUUAAAAGAUCUCGAUUACAGGAACAAAAGACUAUAAUGGAGAAUGAAGAUAUACGCAAACAGGUUGAGGAAUUGAGACAAAAAAGGAGCUCAAAAAUACUAGAAUUGAAUCCAUUGCUGGAAAGAAGACUUGAUCAUUCACCAAAUAAUUCAAAGGCUGACUAUAAUAAUAGUGCAUCAGAUGAUGACAACCAUCACUCGGACACUUCCUUGCACUUAGGGUAUAGUAGGAAAUUGGUGGCAAAUAAAAGGCCAAAUGGUACAUUCGGGGAGGUGUACAUACCUUGGGGCGAUAAAGCCUUGAACGGUGGGUAUCCAAAGAGGGCAAUACCAGCUUAUGAGCACAACAGCACAACGUCGUUGGUCGACGAAUCUUGA